Molecule: messenger RNA, 1433 nt
Organism: Eufriesea mexicana
Lineage: Eukaryota; Metazoa; Arthropoda; Insecta; Hymenoptera; Apidae
Gene: Mmp2
Product: Matrix metalloproteinase 2
Exons: 6
Coding region: 219-1433 (404 amino acids)
Biological process (GO): collagen catabolic process; extracellular matrix organization; proteolysis
Molecular function (GO): zinc ion binding; metalloendopeptidase activity
Source: RefSeq, a predicted model, not a curated record
AUCAUGGUGACGGAUAUCCGUUCGAUGGUAGAGGCCAGAUUUUAGCACACGCGUUCUUUCCUGGCGGAGAUCGAGGCGGAGACGUGCAUUUUGACGAGGAAGAGAUAUGGUUGUUGCAGGACGACAACAACGAAGAAGGGACCAGCCUUUUCGCGGUAGCCGCGCAUGAAUUUGGCCACUCUCUUGGCUUGGCGCACAGCUCGGUUCCUGGAGCGCUCAUGUAUCCUUGGUACCAGGGAUUGAGCUCUAAUUACGAGUUGCCGGAAGACGACAGACAUGGGAUUCAGCAGAUGUACGGUGCACCCGAAGAAAGGCUUUGGGCGAAUCUACCAGGUGGUCCAGCGCCUCCGGAACGACCUACAACGCCUCGAACAACUACGACAAGCGUUGGGACGACCUACAGACCAUGGAGAACACGACCAACCAGGCCGAAUCACUAUCCAAACGACGACCGGCCUCGACGCCCUGAUCACUACCCUCAAAAGCCGGAUUACAGAACGGAGAGGCCGGAGAGGCCGAUGAGGCCGGAAAGGCCGGAGGAUCGACCUCAGAGGCCUCACAAGCCUCACAAACACCACACGACCUCUACUACCACCACCACCACUACCACCACUACCACCACUACCACCACCACCACCACCACCACCACCAUGAGGACACCGAUCACGCAAAGGCCAAGGCAUCGAUGGACACCACCGACACCCAGAAACGACAAACCGGAUAAGUGUGAUACCAGCUACGAUGCCAUCAGCAUUAUUCGCAGGGAAACUUUUGUCUUCAAAGGACGAUAUUUAUGGAGAAUCGGCGAUCAAGGAUUAUAUGAGGGAUAUCCAGCGGAAAUCACACGCCUGUUUCAUUUACCUGAGGAUAUCGACCACGUGGACGCAGUUUAUGAGAGGCCAGAUAAGAAAAUAGUAUUUUUUAUUGGCAAAAAGUACUACGUUUUCAACGCCAACAAUCUCGAACCGGGUUAUCCAAAACCAUUAACAAGAUUGGGAUUGCCAGAAUCAUUGGAAAAAGUUGAUGGAGCAAUGAUUUGGGGUCACAAUGGAAAAACUUAUUUCUUUAGUGGAUCUGUGUAUUGGAGUUUUGAUGAAUCUAUAAACCACGUAGAACUUGACUACCCAAGGAAUAUAAGUAUAUUCGCUGGUAUUGAAAACGAUAUUGACGCUGUUUUCCAGUGGAAAAACGGCAAAACGUACUUUUUCAAAGGAAAAGGCUUCUGGGAAUUCGAUGAUCAGGCAAUGAAGGUUGCACAUGAAAAGCAAAGAUUAUCAGCACCGGUUUGGAUGGAUUGUCCUCGAGAAUUAGAAACCAACGAUGUUGAAGAUUAUCCAAGAAAAUCGAAAAUCAUGGCCUCGAGCAACGCAUCGACACGAUCAACUCUUUUCCUCGGGAUAUUUUUUAUAGCAUAUUUUAAUAAAUAUUUGUAA